Molecule: messenger RNA, 2655 nt
Organism: Papaver somniferum (opium poppy)
Lineage: Eukaryota; Viridiplantae; Streptophyta; Magnoliopsida; Ranunculales; Papaveraceae
Product: serine/threonine-protein kinase tricorner-like
Exons: 13
Coding region: 734-2368 (544 amino acids)
Biological process (GO): peptidyl-serine phosphorylation; intracellular signal transduction
Molecular function (GO): ATP binding; protein serine/threonine kinase activity
Source: RefSeq, a predicted model, not a curated record
GUGCCUCAUCCGCUUUUUAACUUCCUCUAUGCUAUUUAACCUCCUCUAAUCAGAAUAUCAGAUACGAGCUCCUAACUCUUGUCUUCGAGUGCGUAAAACAGAGAAAUUAUUUUCAUAUAUAAAGUUAAGAGAGAAAAAACGAAAAAGAAAGAAAGCAAAAAAGAGAGGUCAUGCACAGAAGAAAAAAGUAGUACGAAAUUUUGAAGAUCAUCAAAAUAAUUACUCUAAUAAUUACUACUUCAUUAUCUACAAUGGCGGGAAAUCCCAUUAUCUUCUUUCUCAUCUAAAUAACCUUCACCGAAUUUUUCUUCAACAAUUUCUUUCAGGGUAACCCGAAUUAUACGGCAACUCUUUUUCUUCUAUCUAUUUUUUCUUAUAAUCUUCAUGAUUCGUCAUUUUUAGGGUUUUCAAUUAGGGUUUCAGGAUACACAUUUUAUACUUCAUGUUGGUUUCAUAGUCUUAUAGAUCUUCAUUAUCUAUAUAGAAAUUGAAUUUUGUUGAUGAUUUGUUACCUUUUUCUGUAAUAAAGGCUCAAAAUUUUAGUUGUUAGGUUUUGCAAUAAGAAUUCACAUUUCCUUGUUUCUUCUCAGAAAAAUAAUUACAAUUUUCUUUUUUCUUUUUUUUUUUGCGGAAUUAAUUGGAAUCAUGAAUUUCUCAAUCAGGCAUGAGAAAUGAUUAAUUUUGUAUGAGAUUUGGAUAUAUUAGUACAUUGUAGAGUAAGUUAAGUAGGGAAAUGGAUUCAGCAAGGAGUUGGUUUUCAAAGUUUCAACCAAGAGAUAAAUUUAGAGCAAAGAAGGAAGCACCAGAUGGUAAAGAAGGGUCAAAAUUGGUUGUAAAUGAUGAAAUGGUGCCUUCUAAUGUAACUAAACAAAAAGUUGCUGCAGCAAAACAGUACAUAGAAAAUCAUUAUAAGGAACAAAUGAAGAAUUUGCAGGAGAGGAAGGAAAGACGUGAUAUGCUUGAAAGGAAGCUGGCUGAUGCUGAUGUGUCUGAGGAAGAGCAGAACAACCUUUUUAAGCACCUGGAAAAGAAAGAAACAGAGUAUAUGCGCCUACAGAGGCAUAAGAUGGGAGCUGAUGAUUUUGAGCUGCUGACGAUGAUAGGAAAGGGUGCUUUUGGGGAGGUCAGGGUCUGUAGAGAGAAGGCAACAAGUCAUGUAUAUGCAAUGAAGAAGCUGAAGAAAUCGGAAAUGCUUCGCAGAGGGCAGGUCGAGCAUGUUAAAGCUGAAAGGAAUCUACUUGCAGAAGUUGAUAGCAAUUGCAUAGUCAAACUUUACUGUUCUUUCCAAGACGAGGAGUUCUUGUAUCUAAUUAUGGAAUAUCUACCUGGUGGAGAUAUGAUGACUUUACUUAUGCGGAAGGAUACUUUGACUGAAGAUGAAGCCAAAUUUUACAUAGGGGAAACAAUUCUGGCUAUUGAAUCUAUCCACAAACAUAAUUACAUCCACAGAGAUAUUAAACCCGACAAUCUAUUGCUGGAUAAAUGUGGGCACAUGAAGCUGUCCGACUUCGGACUGUGUAAGCCAUUAGACUGCAGUACACUACAUGAAAAGGAUUUUUCUGUGGCAAACAAUGGAAAUGGAUCCCAGCAGAAUGAUGAGGGCCGGACUGCACCAAAACGUACACAACAGGAGCAAUUGCAACAUUGGCAGAGAAAUCGGAGGAUGCUGGCUUACUCUACUGUUGGUACACCUGACUAUAUUGCUCCAGAAGUUUUGUUGAAGAAAGGAUAUGGAAUGGAAUGUGAUUGGUGGUCACUUGGAGCUAUUAUGUAUGAAAUGCUUGUGGGAUAUCCACCUUUUUAUUCAGAUGAACCAAUGUCAACAUGCAGAAAGAUCGUAAACUGGAGAACUCAUUUGAAGUUUCCCGAGGAAGCAAAACUGUCCGUAGAAGCUAAAGAUCUUAUUGGGAAGCUUUUGUGCAAUGUUGAGCAAAGACUCGGAACUAAAGGUGCUAAUGAAAUAAAGGCUCACCCAUGGUUUGACGGUGUCGAAUGGGACCGACUGUAUCAGAUGGAAGCUGCGUUUAUUCCAGAGGUCAAUGAUGAGUUGGAUACUCAAAACUUUGAAAAGUUUGAAGAGGCUGAAAACCAGACUCAGACCUCCGCCAAAUCAGGACCGUGGAGAAAGAUGCUCUCAUCAAAGGACAUUAACUUUGUCGGCUACACGUAUAAGAAUUUUGAAAUUGUCAAUGAUCAUCAAGUACCUGGACUUGCUGAACUGAAGAAAAAGAGCACCAAAUCAAAGAGACCAUCCAUCAAAUCCCUUUUUGACGACGAUUCAAGACAUCCUCAUCAACCUGUUCAAGGGAGCUUUCUCAAUCUCUUGCCUCCUCAACUAGAAGUCUCUGAAACCCAACAAUCCCCCUAAUUCCAUUGCGUAUUUGUCCAUUUGCAAAGGAAAAGAUAGACGAAGAAUCCCAACCCACAGAAUGUGGGGGUGGGGUGCUAUUUAAAAAAAGAGAAUGUAGCUUCACUUUUCCUUCCAUCUCUUCUAGACGCCGGAGAUGGGCUACUUUGACAAGCUUGUAUUUUGUAUUGCAGUAGUAAAAGGUGGGGAGUCGGAAAAUUAGCUUUGGAUCUAACUUAAAAAGAUCAGAGUCAGGAGGGUCUUUGUAAAUUCUGUUAUUUAUUAAAGUAAAUAUUCUUUUAUUUUAC